GUUGCGUAGUUGAUACGUCGUCGAACUCAGAAAUACGCUAGUUAACUAGUUUAGAUGCCUUUAUGCAUGGUCGAUCUGUUAUUGUCGUGAACAAGUCAUUUUCACCGAUGUGAAAUAGUCCGUAUGGAAAUAUUUUGGGUGUCAUUGUUGACUGCAGCGCCUAGUGGCUAGUGCAAUGAGUGCAAUCAUUGCUAUGCCACAAUAUGCCUCUGAAAGCGAAGAUCAGAGCGAUGAGAUCGAUAUUCCCUGUUGGAUGUACGACGAAUUUAAUGUUGACGGAAACUCGACUGAGAGGGCAAUUUCAAAUGAACUUUCGUUUACAACAGAGACUGUAGUGAGAAGACUGUAUUAUCUUGCUCGUAUGAUGCACAACUCUCUGACAAGUGCCGGUGUAUUGUAUUGGACAAGCGGUGGAACUUUGCUUGGUUGUGUGCGCCAUCAAGGACUGAUUCCGUGGGAUGACGAUCUCGAUCUGUGUAUUUAUCAGAAGGACGAGGGUAAGAUUACCUGUCUGAAACGUUUCCUAAACGAUAAUGGAUGUGAGUUAAUCGAAGUGCCGAUAUUCGGUUAUCGAGUCUUUCACAAGUUCGACUCAGAAAGUCUGCCUGGUGAAUAUCACAAUCACCGGUAUCCCUUCUGCGAUAUUUUUGUGAUGAAAAGACAGCGACAGCUGAUCUCUGUUAUAGCGAACGGUUGUGGGAGGUCACUGUGGCCAGAAGAGUAUUAUUAUAAUAAGGAUAUCGAUAAUAUUCAACCGAAGUUGUUUGGUGAUAUAUUUCUCAACUGUCCGGCAAAUGCCGACGAGUAUCUCGAGCGUACCUACGGGGAAUCUUGGUACACAGAGGGAUCGACGCACAGUUAUGAUCACGCCAGUAAACAGUCUGUUAAACCUGUUAAGUUCAAAAUGCAACCAGAGCACUAUGAACCCGCAAGGCCCUACAAAUGACAAUUAGGGUAUUAACAAUAUUGCAUGUGAUAUAAACCUAAAGUAAUUUACUUCUUUGAGCUGAUUUCAGGAUUUGGUUUUCAUAAUUUCAUCUAUAAUUUUCGUGAACAAGUCAUUUCCACGUUUCACCGAUGAUAAACAAUCCUGAUGGACUGUUCUGAUAGACCUUCUCUUUACUAUCUGUGAAUAAAUUAUCAUUAAGUGCAAACAACUCUGUGCAAACAAGUUGUAAUACUCUAACCUAAUACCUAAACAAAAAGCCAGACCUUGCCGGGAUGUAUUCAACUGUAGAUUCGUCGUCGUGUUCGUUUUGCGUGUGCAUGCCAAAAAAAUGACUUGAGUUCUUCAAAGAAAUCAUCGUCUGUAGCAGGCUUUUGCACUUACAUAUAGGAUAAUAAUAACCGCGGAUAUGAGGUCUUGAAUUUCAAUGAAAGGUUAUUAUGUUGUUUAUUCGCAUACAACGCCUAUUUCGUUUGUUGUCAUGAGGCUUUGAACUAUAACGAAGCUUUCAUUUGAAAUUCAAGACUUAUACUGGGUUUCAAAUUUUAAGUUCAAAAUCUGGAAUGGGUUGUUACUCAGUCCUGUUCUCCCCUGUUGGUAUUCAAAAGACGCCACCAAAAGUUCAAAUUUUAUAUUAAUAAAAAAUAUUCAAAUGACAGACAGUAAGCCC
Molecule: messenger RNA, 1616 nt
Organism: Dendronephthya gigantea
Lineage: Eukaryota; Metazoa; Cnidaria; Anthozoa; Malacalcyonacea; Nephtheidae
Exons: 1
Coding region: 176-946 (256 amino acids)
Source: RefSeq, a predicted model, not a curated record